GUGUAUUUCCGGGUUGUCGGGAGUCGAAAACAAGAGGGGCACCAACGCGCCCGGGACACGGAGCAAAGCGGAUUAAAGUCCAGCAGAGAUGGCGGGGGAGGCUGAGGACGAGAUACCAGAGUCGGGAGCAGUUUUUACUUUUGGGAAGAGUAAAUUCGCCGACAACGUCCCCAGUAAAUUCUGGCUUAAAAAUGACGUCCCACUCAAAAUCGCUUGUGGGGAUGAACACACCGCCUUAAUAACGGAAAAUGGGAAACUCUUCAUGUUCGGCAGCAACAACUGGGGCCAGCUCGGUCUGGGAUCCAAACUGACUGUGAACAAGCCGACGUGUGUCAAAGCUCUGAAGUCUGAGAAAGUUCAGCAUGUGGCCUGUGGAAGAAACCACACCCUCAUCUGCACCGCUCAGGGAAAAGUCUACACCUCAGGUGGGAACAGCGAGGGUCAGCUGGGGCUCGGCGACUGCGAGGAGAGGACGGCGUUUCAGCGGGUCCAUUUCCUCGAUUCACACGGACCAAUCAAAAUGCUCGCUGCGGGUUCAAACACCUCGGCUGCUCUCACAGAAAGUGGUAAACUCUUCAUGUGGGGUGACAACGCUGAGGGUCAGAUCGGUUUGGGGAAGGAGAGUCACGCCACCUCGCCGCAGGAAGUCAGCGUGGGACAACCAAUCAGCUGGGUGUCCUGCGGAUACUACCACUCUGCCUUAGUGACGGUUGACGGAGACCUCUACACGUUUGGAGAGCGUGACAGCGGCAAACUGGGCCUGGGCACCGGCCAGCUGCCCAGACACCGAGUCCCUCAGGUGGUGAAGAGCAUCAAGGAGCCGGUGACACAGGUGGCCUGUGGGGGGGGACACACUGUGGCGCUAACAGAGGACGACGUGUACACGUUCGGCCUCGGCCAGUUUGGACAGCUCGGUCAUGGGACGUUUACAUUCGAGUGCCGGAUGCCGCAUCUGGUCGAACACUUCAGGAAGGGACGGGUUCGUCACGUGGCCUGCGGGGAGAAUCACACUGCACUCGUCACUGAUGGGGGUUUGCUCUACACAUUUGGAGAUGGCAGACAUGGCAAACUGGGCCUCGGAGAAGAGAACUUUACCAACCAGUUCAAACCAACUCUGUGUCCACGCUUCCUCAAGUACAACGUCCAGGCAGCCGUGUGCGGCGGCUGUCACAUGGUGGUGUUGGCUCAGCCGAGGGAUCAGACCUGCAGCGAUGUGACUCUGGAGGAGGACGACGUGACAGAGGUUUACCUGGAGAGGCCGUACGUGGAGCUGCUGGGGGACACGGGCGACUCCUCCACCCUGCAGAGGAGCCUCUCUGCUCGGGUUCGCCGGAGGGAGAGGGAGAGAUCUCCAGAACAGUUUGGUACCAUGUUCCGCACUCUGCCCGCCAUGACACCCGGCUACCUCCACCCGCCGCUUCCCGUCUCCAGCCACACCAUCCCGCCCAGACUGCCCGAGCUGACCCACAGAAAGGUGCUCAACGGCGCUCACCGACACGGGAGCACAGGGUCAAACCACCAGGCGCAGACAGGGGGCGAUACAGACAGCCUCGUGGAGAGCCUGACCGACACCGACAGCGUUAAAGGUCUGGGAGAAACCACCGACUUCCUCAACAUGACGCAUGUGAUGAAGAUGGACCCCAGUGAUAAAACACUCACUCUGUCCCCAGUCCAGAAGAGGAAGGGUAAGCAUGGUAAGACCACUGCAGGACAGAAAGAGAACCAAACGAAGAAGAGAAACCUCUCGAAGCAGAGCAGUUUCUCUUCGACUCCCCCAUCUCGUAGGAGCGAGACUGUCUCUCCUUGCCAGGCAUUGCCCGCCGAGCUCUUGAGGAGCCGCAGUGCUUCACAGAGACAGAAGACAGCAAACCCGAAUAAAGAGAAUGUGAUGGGGGAGCUGGAGAGGAGACCCAGUAAAAACAAACCUCUGAAUGUAGGGGACAUCAGGAAGGCAGCAUCUAAGCAGGGACCCAGGUCGGAGCAGAGUAAAAGCAAGAUGAUAGAGGUUGGCAGGAAGCAGGUCCCAGGGUCGAAGCAAAGUCCUGAAACAAAAGAGAUAGCUUCAGGUGUUGGCUCUGUGGCCAAAGGUAAGCAAGCGCAGCCGAAACCUUUAAAAAGCAAACCGAUAAUCGUGCAGAGUCAUCAAGCAGGAGUUGGUUUGCCAAGUAAACGCAGACGUAAGGACUCGUCUGGAUUUCACCUGAGUGACGCCAUGGAAGAGGAAAGUCCGAAAAGCGUUCAACUGGUUUCCGGGAUGAAAAGACGCCCCAAAGCUAAAGAGGUCCCCGAUUUGUCCAAAAAAUCGAAGAAUGAGAAAAACAAAAAAGAGGCUCAGUCAGAGUCGCUAGAUCUCGGUCUGCUCGCUGCCACCGCCUCACUCGCAGCCGGAACAGUUUUAGCACAUGAGGUGGUGUCCAGGAGCCACUUUAGCUCGCUGUCGUCAUCUGAGAGCAGCCAAGGCGUCCUGAAAGACAGCGCGAGGAAAUCAAGAAGCGAUGAAUCUGCCGAUUUGAGCCACAAAUCCGUGGUCAGCAUCAACAUUAUACCUGUGUCUGAGAGUCCUGAGGUGAGGACGAGUCAGGACGAGAAGGGGACGAGUCAGGAUGAAAGUAAGGAGGAGAGCGACGAGCAGACAAACUCUGCAACAGUCAAACAGGAGGAGGAGGAGGAGGAUGAAGAUGAGAAGGGGCAGAGAACGAGUGCAGACAUAAGUGAAGAAGAAGAGGAGGAGGAGAGCCAGAGUGUCGAGAAAGUCACAGCAGAGGAAGAAGAUGAAGAAGACAGUGACACUCUUCAACCCGAAGAUGAAUCGGAAACAAGCAGGGAUGAGGCAGAAGACGAGAGUGCUGCUGAGGAAGAGGAGGAGGAGGAAGAGGAGGAGGAAGAUGCAGGAAGGAGUGAAAGUGAAGAUGAGACUUUAGAGAAAGAGAGCAAAGGAGGUGAUGUAGAGGAUGAGGAGGAACACGAGGAAGCAUCAAGUCAGGACACAGAAAGCAAGGGAGGAGAGAGUGAAAACGAGGAGGAAGGUGAAGCAGAAGAAGAGGGGGAUUUAGAAAGCGAGGGUGAAGAAGAAGAAGAGGAGGAUGAAAGUGAAUCUUUAAAGUCAUCGGAAGACAGAGAAGAGAGUGAGGUUGAGAAUGCGAGUGAGGGAGAGAGUGAGGAUGAGGGGGACGAGGAGGAGGACGAGGGGGAAAAGGAGAGUAGUGCCGAGGAGGAAGAGGAGGAGAGUAGUGAGGAAGAAGAGAGCAAAAAUGAGGCAGAAAGUGACGAAGAGAAUGAGGAAGAGGAGGAUGGUGAAAGUGAGGAGCAGGAGGAGGAAGAGGAAGAGGAGGAGGAGGAGAGUGCUGAGGAAGAGAUGGAGGAGGAGGCAAAAGAGAGUGUGGAAGAGGAGGAGGAGGAGGAAGAAGGGGAAGAGGAAAAAGAGAGUGAAGAGGAGAAGGAAGAAGAGGAAAAAGAGAGUGAAGAAGAGGAGGAAGAAGGGGAAGAGGAAAAAGAGAGUGAAGAGGAGGAGGAAGAAGAGGAAAAAGAGAGUGAAGAGGAGGAAGAGGAAAAAGAGAGUGAAGAGGAGGAGGGGGAAGAAAAAGAGGAUGAGGGAGAGGAAGAGGGUGAUAGUGAAGAUGAGGAGGAGGAGGAGGAGGAGGAGGAGGAGGUCAAAAAAGUCAAAAGUGCAAAAUCUACAAGUAAACCCAGGUCAGGGGGCAAAGGUAAUGCAGCGGGGGAGGAGGAGGAGUUUUGGGGCGAUGUCUUACCUCAGUACCUCAACCUGAAAUAACACGGAGCCAUAAACUCAUCAUUAUUUUAUUAUUAAUCAGCCUGUCAAUUAUGUUUUUAAAUUAAUGUUCAUUAGAAAUAUACAAUAUGAAAUAUGAUCCAUCCUCCAUCUUAAGACCUGGUCCAGUCGAGACAAUCUGUAGUUUUAAUUCCUGAGUUAUUAUUAUUUAUCACUUAGUGUAAUAUAAGUGUUGUAAAGUUGUGUUUUAUCAAAUUGCAUGAGUAGUAUUUCAAGUAUUUCAGAAAACACAGAAAACCUUGAUGAAGUCAGUAUUAAUCCAUAAAAGUACUACAAGGCUGCAACCAAUGAUUAUUUCUAUACCUGACAAGUAUUUUCUUAAAUGAUUGAUACAUUGGUUGAUGUUUAAUCUAUAAAAUGCCCCAAAUGAGUUAUUCCAUUAUUCCAAGAAAUUUGGAUAUUAGAAAUCUUCACAUUUGAGAAGCAGGUACCAGGGGUUUAUUUUUUUUGCUUUAAAAGUUACUCAAACAUUUUUUUAAUCAUUAACAUUUUUGCCAACAAGCUUUCUAUCCAUUGCCUAAAAGUUUUAUUGUCUAGUAAUUUCAGCUCAAGUCCUGAAAUGGUUCCUUGGUGCCGAGGGAAGUGAAACUGACAUGAACAUUGGGGUCAUUAGGGGCCGAGAACACAUUAAAUUCUCCAAAAAUCUUGAAUGAAAUAGAGAAACGAAAGCAAAUUGGAUUAGAUGCAUGAAUCGGUUCUAGAGCUGGUGCAUGAGGCGUUGGAGUUUGAGUCCAACAAGAGCGUCGCCACAUCCCUGGGCUUUCUGCUGCUGCUGUCACUUCUCACACACUGUGCCUUUCUGCUAAUAUUCCUUUCUAUUGCAUCAUCUCAUUCAUUUCUAAAAAAUGCUUUUCUAUCUUUGUCUUUGAAAGUGAUAAAAUGUGUCUUGGGUAUUUGCUUGUAAAUGCUUUGUUUACUUGUCUUUGGAAGCAUUUUGUUUUUGUCUGUUAUAUUUGAUUCAGUCUCUGAAACAGUGAGUCUUCACACACGGUGCCUUAAUCUUUGGCAAAGAAAAAGAUUUACACAUUUACGCGGAACAAUCCCUCUUCUUAAUUUAUCUCUUUUUUCAUUCAUUUCUGUCUUUUGUAAUAAAUGUCUGUUUCAUUUGGUUUAAGUUGUUUUUGUGUUUUGUUUUUUAUUAAUUUCCAAAAUCAAAUGGAGAUGGAAAGGGUUGAAAAUUAGGUGAGAGGUUGUAAGAACACAUGACUGAAACGCAAACUCAGAUUCCAGAGGUUUUAUUUCCACUGAUUGAAGAUUCACCCCAAAGUCAGAAACAUCUUCACAGCGUUGAGGAAAGAAAUUGAGAUUCCAAAAAUAGUUUAGUUUUAAUUAAAAUAAUCAGGCUUCAAUCUUUUUCUGAUAUCAUGAUAUUGUAUUUGGUUAUUUUUGCUCUUAUCUCAAGUUCCUCUGGUCUCAACAUUUCGCAAAACUAAAAAGUACAACUGAAACGAUCAGAUUCCAGAAAUGUUCCGUUUACGACAUAAAACAGAAAAGCAGCAAAUCCUCAUUACAGAGAAGCUUAAAUCAGAUCAUCUAACUGAUGCCAAGAAAUAAUUGAUCUGAAAAAUCAAUGCACUCAUUUGUCGUUUGAUGCUUUUUCUCUCCGUUAACCUGGUUUGUUGUGUGUGUGUGUGUGUGUUUGAUUGGCUCGUUUCAGGAGGAGGUGGGGCUUGUUUUCUUCUACCUCUCACAUCAUUGUCUCUGUGUUUAUAAUCCCAACUGUAAUCCCUUCCCAUCAUCCCCUGCUGUAGUCCGGAUUAGCUCAGAGCUGCUUGUCAUCAUAUUUUCUUUAUUCAGGGUUAGGGUUUUAAUUUACUGCAAAAAAAACAUGUAGAUCAAGAUUUUCUACCCCGCUCCUCCACCCUUGAAUAUACAAUGUAGAUAGAGCUGCCCAGCAUCUGUCUCCACUUGUAGAUCUGGGAAAUUAUAGCAUCAGGUAGAUAUUAUAGAUAAAAUGCCACAACACUAGACAUUAAAGACAUUUUAUUGCAGUGAGCUUUGAUUCCCGUCCUCAUGUCUGCAAUUCUCUUACUCUUGGUAGGAUUUGACGAAUCCAUUCAAAACGCGAAGCAAAGGCGAGGAGGAGGAAGACGAGGAAAAAGAGGGGGACGGUGGAAAUGUUCAAGAUGACGAGG
Messenger RNA from Hippoglossus stenolepis (Pacific halibut), 5925 nucleotides. Its product is annotated as X-linked retinitis pigmentosa GTPase regulator. The transcript is spliced from 14 exons. NCBI's taxonomy places the organism in Eukaryota, Metazoa, Chordata, Actinopteri, Pleuronectiformes, Pleuronectidae. Gene Ontology annotation, biological process: protein ubiquitination; visual perception; ubiquitin-dependent protein catabolic process. The record is from RefSeq and is a predicted model, not a curated record. Gene Ontology annotation, cellular component: photoreceptor outer segment. Bases 89 to 3772 code for a protein of 1227 amino acids. Gene Ontology annotation, molecular function: ubiquitin protein ligase activity.